UCAAUCUGAAGCUGGAAGAAGAAAAUGAUUCAUGUUGGAAAAAAGAAGCAAGCAAUGGCGCACCCAUGGGUGAACUUGUUUUGCAAGGCAGCAUUCGACGACAUGCACCCACCGGGAGCAUGUCACUUGCAAAACAGUCAUCCACUCAGCAGUACUUUGCCCAAGCAAGUCCGAAAUAGCACAAUCAGGCCUGAAAUCGUUCUACCACCACCACCUCCUGAUGAGGACGAACACCCUUGGCCAUAUCUAAAAUAAAUGUUUUAUUUUCUCAGAAUGAAGGAAUCAUCCUACAGGAUGAAAUGUCUGUUAUGUUUACUAAAAGUUCAGGAAAUACUAGCGUUCGAGAACUCGCCGUCGAAUCGAAAAUUUAAUCUAAGAACACAUUGAGGUAAGCCUACUGUUAGCUUGCCAGCUAGCUAGAAUAAUGUUAGCAUGCUAGCUAACAUUAGCUAACCUAGCUAGCUUGCCCACAGUUACUAAUGCAACAAGCCGUGUUAGUUGAUGCUAGUUAAUCCUAUACCUAAAUAGUUCACUAGCUAGUAGCUACCUACUUUAACUGAAGCUUUGUUAGCUAAUGCAAUCUAAAUAAACUAACGUUCGCUAACUAGCUAGCGUAGUAGUUUUUGAAUCUGGGCACAUUUUAGUCAGCUAACGUUAGUCUAGCCAAAUACAUUUUCUCUAAACACCCCUGGUCAAGCUAGCUAGCUAACGUUAACAUUCAAAUGUUAGCUAACACCCACUAGCUUAGCUAGUUAGCUAGCCAUUUUAUUAAUUGUGUUAGUUGAUCAAUUUGUUCUUCUUACCUAGCUAAUUACUGUAGACUUAAGAUAUUGACAUAACCUACAAACUAGAUCAAUGAAAUUUUUUUACAUUUUACAUGUUUACAAUUAACAUUGUAAAAUUAAAUGGUCACAAAUUCUCACUUAACUAAUGUUGUUUAUAUGUUUAAAAUUAGGAUCCUAUACCUUAAGUAUUGUGGUGAAGUAUGUAGUCCAAGGGCUCCAAACAUUCACUGUUGUAGAACAAGAACCGUUCAGAGAGUUUGUCCAGGAUCUGCAGCCUAACUCAAAGAUCAUAUCAAGACCCUCUCUGCGCUCCAGGGUUGUUGAUAACCUCCAAGAAAAUGAAGAAGGUGACUGAGGCCAUGACAAGUUGACCACAUCGCCACCACCACUGACUGCUGAUCUGCAAGAAGACGGAAAUUCAUUGGUGUUACAGCCCAUUGGAUAGACCCUGAAAGUCUCAACAGAUGCUCUGCAGCCCUGGCCUGUAAACGGUUGAGAGGCUCGCACACCUUUGUUGGUAGGCGCCAUAAAUUACAUAAAUUCUCAGUUCGAAAUUCAGGGUAAGAUUGUGAGAACAACAGACAUCGGCUUUAACUUCUUGAAAGCUUUCCAAGUUUUUUAAGAAGACGAAAAUAACGAGGCAGUCGAUGUGAUGGUGUUGAAGCAGCUCAGCAAGGACAGGAAGAUGAUGAAGAGGAGGAACAAGAGGAGAGUGAAGAAGUGGAGUUUGUUUAUGUGGCAACAAUCCUGAAUGAAGAUGAUAGUUUUGAGGACCAGCUGCCGAAGCACCAGCGUUGUGUUAGACACCUACUCAACUUAGUAUCUACAUUCGAUGCCCUGAAAGCAUACAAAAAAAGUGUCCUGUUCAAUAUUUGGCAAGUGCCAAGCACUUUGGAACAAAUGAGGAAGAUCCACACUUGCAGCCGAAACGGUUGAAGAUGCUUGGGACCUCCAGAUGCUGCGCCCGAAUGCUACAAGGUGAAACUCAUGGUUCAUGGCUGUAGAAAGGCUCUUGUGGAUCAUCAAAGACAAAGAGAGGCUGCCGUCAGAGUUCUCUGCACAGACAUCGAGGUUUGAAUACCUAGUCAUCAUGCUGAUCAGGGUGAAAUUCAAUGGUGAACAAAAAUAUAUCAAGAUAAUUGACCUGACACUUGAAAAUCUUUUGAUUGGAGCUUUCCUGAAAUUUGAGGCCCACUUACUAGUUUAUCAGAGGCACAGCUGUAUGAUGGGUCUGGAACUGAAGUUGAUGGAAUCUUCCCUGAUGAGUCCUGCCUCUGCCAGUGCUGUGAUGGGUGGUUCAGACCGUGAGUCGGAUGAUACAAUAAUUUUGAGCGAGGAUGGAAGCCCCUCACGAAAGCCUCAAAGAUCUGAUGACGAAGCAAAAAAUCUAAUAGAGGGCAUACUGAAGAAAAAGCCUGGUGGAGAGGUGGUCAUCAAGGAAUACUCCAAAACUAACGGCCUGACUGACUGCACCAGACGAAAGAUGAUCAACAUUCUUGUUUUGGAGAUGACAGAUUCACGGACAUCACCAUCGCGCAGUGUGAGAGAAACGUUUCCACAAGGCAUUGUCUCCUUGUUCCCAUACCUGAAGGAUCCCUACACCACAAAUUGAUAUGAACAUUAUUACCACCCUACUAGUGGAGGAGGGUACCUCUCGUAUAGAAUCAAAACCGUUCAGAGGAAUUUGGCUUCAUCUGAGAAACGGCCCACUCAACUAUACUAUGGAUUGCCAACUGCUGAGAGGGAGUCCAGUCCAUCCACUUUGGCUACUCUGAGUGAAGACUGGUGCAGAGAGACCGUUUCUCUUAUGAAGCAUUCUUCUGAUGAAGAAACAGUCAAACAGAAGAUGAAAUUGACCUUUGGGUACAGGAAGAAGAUGACCCACGACCUGAGUAAAUGCUCCACCAUUCUAACCAAAUUUCCACGCUUUCUGGAUGUGAAGGGCUUAGUAAGACUUAAGUUGUAUACAUUUUGUUGAAUUUCCAGAUGCCAUUUGAGGUUGGCCAGUAAAUUUAAACAAAAACAACACUUCCGUAAUAGUAGCUCAAUUAAUGUGUAGGCUGGGGCUUUACUCAAACUCUGUUUUGGAGGUUCAAAUGGAAUGUUUUAUGAGAAAGAAAUGUACUUGCACAAAACAAAUGUUUUGUUCUUUGUCUUAUUUGUUUCAUGAUUGAACAGAUUUUUGUGGUGCUGUUUUUUGAGGGAACAUCAGCCACGUUUUUGGAGAGGUGGCCAACUAUAAUCAAGCAUGAAUGCUGAUGGUUAGAUGAUCAUAAUUUGUCAUUUACACUACCGUUCAAAGGUUUGGGGUCACUUAGAAAUGUCCUUGUUUUUGAAAGAAAAGCUUAUUUU
This is a messenger RNA of Salmo salar (Atlantic salmon), 3137 nucleotides long. Lineage: Eukaryota; Metazoa; Chordata; Actinopteri; Salmoniformes; Salmonidae. The record is from RefSeq and is a predicted model, not a curated record.